Mustela erminea (ermine) is the source of this 3844-nucleotide messenger RNA. Its product is annotated as solute carrier family 22 member 4. NCBI's taxonomy places the organism in Eukaryota, Metazoa, Chordata, Mammalia, Carnivora, Mustelidae. The record is from RefSeq and is a predicted model, not a curated record. Gene Ontology annotation, cellular component: membrane. Gene Ontology annotation, biological process: carnitine transport; transmembrane transport. Bases 793 to 2517 code for a protein of 574 amino acids. The transcript is spliced from 10 exons. Gene Ontology annotation, molecular function: ATP binding; transmembrane transporter activity.
GAGGCUCCGGGCUACCCCGAAGACGUUUUCCCGAGAGGCGCCGCUUGGGUGACUGAGCCCAGCCCUCCUCCAACUGUGCGGAGUGAGCGCCCUGGCGCCUGGCGCCUGGAGCCUGGCGCCGGCCACCUGAGCCGCGUGCGUGCCAGCGCAGAGGUCGCACUCGCGUCACCCCUGCGCCUGCAAAGGCUUCCCAGGAGCGCCGACUCCACGGACCCGCCGGCCCGCGCUCCGCCGGAGGCCCCCUGAACUCAAACUUCAGAUUGGAAGGGCCAGGGAGAGAACCCUGUCCCAGGCGAGGCCUGGGGCGACGCUCUCUCCUGUGGGACCCAAAACCGCGGCUUGGGUCUGAGAGCUCAGCAUUUGGGGUCGCGGGUGACGCGGGGUGCGCGGGAGCCGAGUUUCCAUUGCCUCAGGCAGGCUACACCCCCGGCUGGGUCAGGCUCCGCAAAGGGGUCGCGGGGGCAGAGGGGCGGAGCACGAGGCGAAGCCCGCGGGGAGCCCCACCCCGGCCGCGCUGGCUCCCUCCCCUCCUCUCCCUUCUCUUCCCCGCCCCUGCGGGGAUGGGGGUGUGGUCCCGAGAGCCUCCUGUGGCUUCCAGCUUUGCGCCUCGCUCCCGGGAGCGUUCGAACGCCGGCAGCCUGUUUCCCCGGGACACUUACCUGGCUGUGCGUCCCAGUCUCCUGCAGGCAGUCUGGCCGCCGGGAACGCUCCGAGCAAGCCCUCGACUGCGCGACUCUGUCCGGGGGCCGCUCUCAGCACCCCUUGUUGCAGCCGCGGAUCCGGGUGGGCAGCAUGCGGGACUACGACGAGGUGACCACCUUCCUGGGCGAGUGGGGGCCCUUCCAGCGCCUCAUCUUCUUCCUGCUCAGCGCCAGCAUCAUCCCCAACGGCUUCAAUGGAAUGUCUGUCGUGUUCCUGGCCGCCGUCCCGGAGCACCGCUGCCGGGUGCCGGACACCGCGAACCUGAGCCGCGCGUGGCGCAACCACAGUAUCCCGCUGCGGCUGCUGGACGGCCGCGAGGUGCCUCACAGCUGCCGGCGCUACCGGCUAGCGGCGAUCGCCAACUUCUCGGCGCUCGGGCUGGAGCCGGGGCGCGAUGUGGACCUGGAGCAGCUGGAGCAGGAGAGCUGCGUGGAUGGCUGGGAGUUCAGCCAGGACAUCUACCUGUCCACCAUCGUGACCGAGUGGAGUCUAGUGUGUGAGGAUGAUUGGAAGACACCCCUCACCUCCUCCCUGUUCUUCGUGGGCGUGCUCCUUGGCUCCUUCGUGUCUGGGCAGCUAUCUGACAGGUUUGGCAGGAAGAGCAUCCUCUUCGCAACCAUGGCUGUGCAGACUGGCUUCAGCUUCCUGCAGAUUUUCUCCAUCAACUGGGAGAUGUUCACUGUGUUAUUUGUCAUCGUCGGCAUGGGCCAGAUCUCCAACUAUGUGGUGGCCUUCAUUCUAGGAACUGAAAUUCUUGGCAAGUCAGUUCGUAUUAUAUUCUCUACGUUAGGAGUGUGCACAUUUUUUGCAGUUGGCUACAUGCUGCUACCCCUGUUUGCUUACUUCAUCAGAGACUGGCGGAUGCUGCUGCUGGCGCUGACGGUGCCGGGGGUGCUGUGCCUCCCGCUGUGGUGGUUUAUUCCCGAAUCUCCCCGGUGGUUGAUAUCCCAGAGAAGAUUUUCAGAGGCUGAAAGUAUCAUCCAAAAAGCUGCAAAAAUGAACAACAUAGCUGCCCCAAGGGUGAUUUUUGAUCCUAUGGAGCUACAGGAACUAAAACUCCCUGGUCAGCAGAAAGUUCUCAUUCUGGACCUGUUCAGGACUCGGAAUAUUGCCACAAUAACCAUUAUGUCCUUGCUCCUGUGGAUGCUAACCUCAGUGGGUUACUUUGCUCUGUCUCUCAACGCUCCUAAUUUACAUGGAGAUGCCUACCUGAACUGUUUCCUUUCUGCCUUGAUUGAGGUUCCAGCUUACAUUACAGCCUGGCUGCUGCUUCGAAAGCUGCCUCGGCGUUACAUCAUCGCCGGCGUACUGUUCUUGGGAGGAGGUGUGCUUCUCUUAAUUCAGUUCGUACCCGCAGAUUACAACUUCUUGUCCAUUGGUCUGGUGAUGUUAGGGAAGUUCGGGAUCACCUCUGCUUUCUCCAUGCUGUAUGUCUUCACCGCAGAGCUUUACCCCACCCCGGUCAGGAACAUGGCCGUGGGGGUCACAUCCAUGGCCUCCAGAGUGGGCAGCAUCAUUGCUCCCUACUUUGUUUACCUCGGUGCUUACAACAGAGUUCUGCCCUACAUUGUCAUGGGUAGCCUGACUGUCUUCAUUGGAAUCAUCACCCUUUUCUUCCCUGAAAGUUUUGGAAUGACUCUACCUGAGACCUUAGAGCAGAUGGAGAAAGUGAAAGGGUUUAUUAUAAAGAAUGCACAUGAACAGUCAAAUGAAGAGUUACAAAGGGUGAAGUCCAGAAGGGUCCAGAGUGCAAGAGCUUCUGUCCCCAUGCAUUUGGGGAACACCACCAUCCUCACACAUGGAUGUGUUCACUAAUUCAGAAGCUCUCUGAACCUCAAUGUUCGGGGGUUUUAUGGAGGUUUUAUCAUCUUGGCAUGAUCCAUAACUAAUCCAACCUCUAGCCCCUGACCCCUCCUUGGAGGUUGGAAGGUGGAGCUGAAAGUUCCAGGCUUCUAAUCAAGGCCUGAUCUUUCUGGCAACCAGCCUCCAUCCUGAAGCUAUCAAGGGGCCCUCCAAGAGUUGCCUAAUUAGAACAAAACACAAGAUGCUCCUAUGCCCCCAUCAACCAGGAAAUGACAAAAGAUUUAGGAGCUUUGUGUCAGGAACAGGGGACAAAAAUCAAAUAUCUUUCUACAGUAUCAUAGAUUGGCAAACAAUUAAAGAUGAGUGGAUUUAUAGAAGUUGAGAUUCUAGAGUGAAACUGCCUGGCUUCAAAUCCCAAAUCUAGAGCGUGAAUUUGGGGAAAUUACUUAAUUUUCACUAAACCUUGGGAUUCACAUCUAUUAUAUGGAAAUAGUUCAUAUGACUAUCUUGAAGUUCUAUAAGAUAACACGUCUUUAGUGCCUGGCCAUGAAGAACAUAACUAUGUAUGAGUGGAUGAUUCUGAUCUCUGACAGAACAUGUAUAACAAAGUGUGCCCCCCAAAUUGUUUUCUUCUAAUGAUAUAACUAUUUCAACAUUAACUUUAAAAUGCUGAGAAGUCAUGUUUACCAUUCCAUCCUUUCCUUAGGGAAACUGUAGAAUUAGAGAAUACAAGCUCUAGACCCCUGAGCUAUUAUUAGAGUUAUAUUCAUUGACUGGAUAAAUGUUUUUCUUUUUUCUUUAUUUCUUUUUUUUUUUUUCAGUGUUGGACAAAAGUUUUUCAAUGUCAGUCUGGCAUUAUGAAGAGGGGAAUCUUGAAUAUUAAAUUUUCUUUAACCCUUAUUUUAUUUUCAGGUUCAGGUUUAGGAAAAAACCAAGAGAUUCGGUGCAGAAGGAAGAAAAUCCCAAAGUUCUAAUAACUUCGUUCUGAUACGAUCUCCACCACCAUUUGGUGACCUGAAAACUAAAUGCAUCAAACUCUGUGAGAAAACCAAAGCCUUUCCUAAGGAACUGGACCAAGCCUAAAGAUGAACACUAAGAUGACUCUGCUUUUCAAAUACUUGUCAUAGAGCACACGCUGGGCCACUCUUCAGAUGAUCUUCUUGUUUUAAAAACCAUUUCCAGAGAGUUUACCAUCCUGAUGAAUUCGAUGAAAUGGGUUCAUAAGAUUUUUUGAAAAUCUUAUGGUCAAGGACUGGUAAAUCCAUACAAAUAUUGACACUCAUUUUCAAACAUACAAAUACUAUUCAAAUAAAAAGAAUGUCAUUGUAUUAACGCAACU